CUCAAGUACAAUCGAGUGUAAACAUUUCGUAUUAAAAGUAAGGCCAUAUUCAUUUCGCCUUUUAAACCUUUUCGAACAUUUGGAUAGCGUCAAUCGGAACAUUUAUUUCAUCAUGGCUAUUUUUAUCUAUGUUUGUGCUCUAAUAUUGGCGAGGGCGGUGCACGGGGUAACUUAUCCGCGGAAAUGCGAGACCAAAAAGGAGAAUGGGUACUACCAUGCGUGUGUUCGACAAUGGCAACUCACCGACGAAAUCUCACGAAAGUAUUCUGCAUUCCUUGAGAAGCCGCACCUCUUCGACGAAAUUUGCGAUUCAAGACCCGGGAAGUCAGUGGAUAACGUUGAUGCGUGCGUAAAUGAGAGCGUCUCACCAUGGUGUGACGCCAUAGUCGAAAGUUGGAAAGCUUACAAGACACAGGUCCAAAUGAUUUGCAAGUUUAGACAAGACUUUGCCCACGUCCACAGGCAAUGCAGAAAUGACACACGGUUCCAGCAGGCGUACGAUCAAUGCUACAAUGUUUACUCCAUCAACAAGAACAGUGUGCAACCGUGCAGUGGUGUCCAGAGCCUUUUAGGCUGUCUGGACCACAACUUGAACGUCUACUGCUCGAGAGAUUCGCAGCGAUUCUUUAAAAUGAUCUUCAGGGCGUCUCUGCAGCACCACAUUGAAUUCCUGUGUCACAAGUACACAAAGGAUGUACCAAUUUCAGAACCAGUAAAAACAGUAUCUCCAAUCGACGAAUCGGAUUUGUCGAAGUUAUACGACGACUUCUAUGACCGCCUUGAUUGUGUAGACAAUAAAAAGGAUAAGAGAUGCAACACACAAAUGCAUGAGGUUAACUUAAGUUCGCAGUCAAGAAAUUCGGCAAAUGGAUCGCGUGACCAUGAAAGCUUUUUCCGCACAGUGAUCGUCUGUGCAAUAUUCAUUCUUAUCCGUUGAAGACAAUGACAAAAAGUAAUAAGAAACAUUUAAGACAUAAUGUAAUCGAACAUGUUUGGUUCAGUAUUGACCGCAGACGUAAAAAUGGCAUUAUUGUUGUUGCAUGCUGCUGUUAGGAGACUAUGAUAUUAUCUAUUAGUAAUGAUAUUUUGUGUGACACUUUUAUAUUUGUAUGUGAACGCCUACCCACCUGUGAAAUCCAUACAGUUUUUUAAUGCAAAGAAGCAUAUGUGGGUAAAACACAUUCGGAUGCGGUCAAUGCAUUAUUUGAUGACAAUUCCGUGAAAACGUUUCUUUAUUUCGCAUACCGUGUCAUUCUAAGAUGCUAGCGGGGUAGUACCCAGUGCUUCAUCGUGGAACUUAUCUUUUUCGAACACUACAACUUUUCUGCAUACAACAUUUCAUUUGAACGUAUAUUUUCACACGAGACUUCAAACAUUAUGCUGCAAGAUCGGGCAUACUGGCGAUGUCUACUAGUAUGUUGAAAAACUUAGUGGUCGUUGUUGCAAGCAAUCAAUCAUAAGAUCAUAUAUACAAUCCUUUUGUAAAUAUAUUCAUAAUUCAUCGUUUUGCUCAAUAGUUAUGAUAUUGUAUGUUUUACCUUUAUAUUUGUUGUUUUAUACAAUAUAUUUGUUCCAUUGUACCAUGUGUGUUAGCCUGCAAGAUUGUUCAUACUGGGGAUGUCAACUAGUAUGUUAUUAAACUUAGUGGUCGUUGUUGCAAGCAAUCAAUCAUAAGAUUAUAUAUACAAUCCUUUUGUUGCUAUAUUCAUAAUUCAUCGUUUUGCUCAAUAGUUAUGAUAUUGUAUGAUUUACCUUUAUAUUUGUUGUUUUAUACAUAAAUUUUGUUCCAUUGUA
Molecule: messenger RNA, 1794 nt
Organism: Dreissena polymorpha
Lineage: Eukaryota; Metazoa; Mollusca; Bivalvia; Myida; Dreissenidae
Exons: 6
Coding region: 113-937 (274 amino acids)
Source: RefSeq, a predicted model, not a curated record